CAAACAGGUAGCUUCCGUACAGUGUAGUAACACUGUCAGAACGACUUUUUCUGAGUCUUUUAUGGUCGUUUUCUUUAACUAUACCCGCUCGAAACGCAAUAUAUGUCUAGAGCAAUGACUACAAGUUGUGAAGGGAGUGAGUUUGGCGUUUAGUUUGGUUAAAAUCGGGGUGCAACCUGAUAGCUCGACACGAGCCUAGCCAACAUGGCGGUUUGAUUCAUUCAGACAGCUGGGCGAUAUAUUGCCCAACUUUUACAUAUGUGACGUCAUUCAUAUAUUUCCCCCCCGUCGAUUAGUUUAUUUACGAAAUUAGUCAUCUGUUAAACAUAAGCUACCAGUGCUACCACCUGCGAAACUGCGUGUGAAUCUACUGUAUAGGUUUGUUUGAUUAUUGAUAGCGUGUGCGUCAUGCACCUGAGUCGUCUCCUGUUGCGUUUGAAAUUGACUUGCUCAAUAGCUCCUGUGGCAACCAAGAAUUUGCUUUUCAAUGAGCAAACAAGGAUAAAAACGCAGCAGCUUUUUUUCCAGGCCUCAGGUCUGUGUCAGGUGACUAUGGAGCUCGACAGCAUUUCUCAAGACAAUAGGACCUCAGUUUCUGCUUUUGAUAAUAUUACUCGUAAUGGAGAAAAAGAGGAAGGUGCUUCUCAAGUAGAGGUCGAUCUCGAACGAGUUUUGGAACUGGAGAACAUGAAGGAGCUUCAAAACCAGGUGGAGAUUGGAGCAUCUGACAAGUCAGUUACAAAGCAAGAGUCAGGCAAAAAGAACAGAAAGAGGGGACGACGAGUGGAUGCUGAACAAGAUGGAGAGAACACAAAAAAGAAGAAAAAGCAGAUUCAACGACCCAACUACUUUGUUUCCAUCCCUAUCACUAACGCACAGAUAAGCUCAGCGGUGACCGAGGUCCAAGAAUCAGUACUGGAGCGUGACCCCCGCUUGUCCAGAGCCAUGAUCCCCAUCCCGACGCUGCACCUCACGCUUCUGGUCACAUAUCUCGCCAACCAAGAACAAGUAGACCUGGCGGCGGCGGCGCUGGCGCAGGUGGAGCCGUCGUUGGUCAACUUGCUGAGAGGGGCGGAGCUGGUGCUUCCCUUUUCGGGCGUCGCUCACUUCAGAAACGACGUGGUGUUUGUCGCCCUCCGGGAAGGACCACAUACGCAGGUGCUGCGCAAACUGGCAGAGUUGGUGUGCGGCGGUUUUGAGGAACGAGGGCUUCUGGAAGGCGACGCUCGUGGCUUUGAACCUCACCUCACAAUUAUGAAGUUGUCCAGAGCGCCAAAGCUCAGAUCACAGGGAAUCAAGCGCGUGGACCCUUCACUCUACUCCAACUACACCAGCAGGUUUUUCGGCGACCAGACAGUGGAGCGUCUGGAUCUUUGCUCCAUGCUGAAAAAGAAGCAGCAGGACGGCUACUACCACACCGAGACAUCACUGCAACUUGAUUUGACGCAGAAUGUGGUCCGUCGCAAACACUCAAGCGGUCGUCGGCGGUCCGAACCUGACGAGGCGGAGCUUACGAGGAUCAGCAAGCGAUUGGUGGAGGAUGCCAUCAACCGCGCUGUGCAGCAGUACAAGCAGGAAACGCUCCAGAACGGUGGCGGACCCGCCGCGGGAGGGCAACCGCCCGGAAACGCCAACGGGACAACGGACUCCGCCAAGUGACGCCGUCUAGACAGCGAAUGACCAGAAUCGCUGACGGGAGGACGCUAAUCGCUAACCGUCAAACAACUGACCUCCGAGGCGAACCCGUCGAUCCAGACCCGACUCGCCAAAAACUUGAUGGGAUUCUAAAGCACAAUGCGUUUUGUAGUCGUCUUGCUCCGAUUGGGACCGGCCUUUUCCGCCGUUGUCCUGUGGGAGCAGCGCUUGAGACGACAAUCCGCAUCUUUUAGAACUCUUGCAACACUACGACAGUUGUUGUUUUGUUUUGUUUUUUUUCUUAAACAUGAAGAUAAUUAAUUUAUUGCGGGGCACGUUCUGACAACUCGCAGUAAUUGAAUUAAACUUUUUUUCUUUAACUUAUUAAAACUUUUUAGUGUUAAAAAAAAAAAAAAAAACGCUAAAACAGCAGAGCCGAGAACUAAAAGUGGUAUUUGCCAUGUGGUAAAAUGGAUUUUGCCAUGUUGCAUUUUCUUUUUCGUGCCAUUUGGCAAAACUGAUUUUGCAAUGUGGCAUUUUUUUUUUUUUUUUGCCAUGUUGAAUUUUUUUUGCCAUAUGGCAUUUUUACUUUUGCCAUGUGGCAAAAUUGAUUUUGCCAUGUGGCUUUUCAUUGCCAUGUGGCAAAAUCCAUUUUUCCAUGUGGCAUUUUUAUUUUUGCCAUAUGGCCUUUUUAUGUUUGCCAUGUGGCAAAAUUGAUUUUGCGAUGUAGCAUUUUUUUUUUUUUUGCCAUGUGGCAAAACUGAUUUUGCCACGUGGCAUUUUUUCUGCCAUGUGGCAAAAUGGAUUUUGCCAUGUGGCAUUUUAUUUUGCCAUGUGGCAAAAUUGAUUUUAAAAUGUGGCGCUUUUUUUUGCCAUGUGGCAAAACUGAUUUUGCCAUGUGGCAUUUUAUUUUGCCAUGUGGCAUUUUUGCCAUGUGGCGAAAUGCAUUUUGCCAUGUGGCAUUUUAUUUUGCCAUGUGUCAAAAUUGAUUUUGCAAUGUGGCAUUUUUUUGCCAUGUGGCAAAAUUGAUUUUGCCAUGUGGCUUUUUUUUGCCAUGUGGCUGCUUUUGCCAUGUGGCAUUUUGUUGCCACGUGGCAAAAUCCAUUUUUCCAUGUGGCAUUUUUAUUUUUGCCAUAUGGCAUUUUUUCUGCCAUGUGGCAAAAUGGAUUUUGCCAUGUGGCAUAUUAUUUUGCCAUGUGUCAGAAGUGAUUUUGCAAUGUGGCAUUUUUUUUGCCCUGUGGCAAAAUUGAUUUUGCCAUGUGGCAAGAUGGAUUUUGACAUGCGGCAUUUUUUUCUGGUAUGUGGCAAAAUGGAUUUUGGUUUGUGGCAUUUGGGGGGGUGUAUGGCAGUUUUGCAGGCCAUGUAGGUCCAUGCAGGUCCUUGCCAUUGAUGGCUAUGCACGUGCAAGUUUUCCAUUAAUUCUAAAAGGAAGAAAAACGUGUGGCUGUGAUUUUUGAAAAAACACUUGCCAUUACAGCCUAUUGACAUUCAACUGGCAACCAAGUCAGGCUUUGCCAUUGACGGCUAUGCACGUCCAAAUUUUCCAAUUAUGUUAUAUGGCAGAAAAACGUGUGGCUGUGAUUUUUGAACAUACGCUUUAAUGACACAUGUCAAAUUCCAUUUUGCCAGAUGGCAAAAAAAAGAAAGAAAAAAUCCUUAUGGCAAAUACCACUUUUGGUUUUCGCUGUCUCUCAAAAAAACAAUCGCUUGAAAAUUAGCACAAAUGAUAAACACAAAAUGAGCCUCCACUUGAUGAAUUGCUCAUGAUUUAUGACUGUUUUAAAACUUAAUGACGGAAAGGUCAUUGCCCUCUAGUGGCCCGGAUGUCAGACGUCAAUUCAGACGUCAAAAAAAGUUACGAUUUUUAAAAUCGGACGUGAGAAAAGUGACGUCAUGUAAGCGUUUUUUCAUUUGUUUGAAAUAUUGCUUGAAAAAUACUGCAUUUAAGACAGUUAAGAUUUUCUUUUUCGCAAAUUAUUUUUCGGCGUUAAAAACGCAUUUUCUGAAAAAUAUGAAAUAAAACAAUUAAUAGUAACAUGGCUUUAUUUUUGUAAGAUUUUUUUCUAUUUUCAGAGAAAAAAAUACUCAAAAACUAAAGAUUUUAACGAGAAAAACGUCUUUUAAGACAUACGAUUACAACCUUUUUUUUCUGAAAAAAUCACAAUUGUGCGAAAAUAAUCAGAUUUUUUUUUUUUUUUUUUUUUUAAAUAUUACAAGACUAGCGUCAUUUUUGUAAAGAAAUAUGCGCACAAGUGCUUCCGCUUAAAUGGCUUCCGGUAAAAAUUCCCGCAAAAUUUUCGUACUAAUUUUAGGACGAUUUGACGAAACUCGUUCCGAUUUUAGCUUAAAAACGAGUACGACAAAACUACGUUUUUUUUUUUUUUUUUUUGACGUUGUUCCCGCUGUUGUUUCUCGAAUAAGCGGCCAUUUUAAUUCUAUGAGUUUAUCACGAGUAGACGUCGGAUCCAUUUGAAUCGGCUGCCAGCGCUCCCGAUUCAAACGGAUCGGACGUCUAUAGCCGUCAAUGUCAGUUUUUCGAGCGCACCGAUGCCGUUUACUGUCGCAAGUGGCCUUCAACCCCUUCCUUCCUCGCUCUCACGUAGUGAUUAAAAACGACUCUCUUUUCAUUUAACGUCUUGGUGUUGUUGUCACCAGAUCCUUAAAGCUCCGUCAAAUCCCCUUUAAUACGCACCUUGUCCUCUUGGCCCACAUUGUUAAAUCUUCUUACGUGCGCGUUAUUUGAUGAGUGUUUCUCUAGGGACCUUGUCUCGUUCCGUUAUUACAACAAGGAAGCGCGAACGUGUGUUUGCGUUGGUGUGUUUUGUUCCGUCACACCUGAACAAUAAAACAGGAUAUGAAUUUACAGCUGAUAUCCUUGUCUGACUGAUGGAUUCAGAUGUGUCUAUGUAGAUACUUUUUUUUUUUUUAUAAAUAUCGGUCGUCUACUAUAAACCACAACUUUUUUAGCCGAUCGCCGAUACCCGGGUGGGGUGGGGGGUUUAGCCACACGGUUGCUAAUCGUCAAAUGCUAUUGUUUAGACACAACUGGAUUCAUUAUCUCAUUACUUUUCAUCUUUCACACAGCCGCUGGAAACAGAAAUGUCGUUUAAAUCCAUCUGCUGGCGACAGGGAGAUUAUGAUUUUACAACACUAUGCGGGUGUGCGCUGGUCCUCAUGGGAAACGGUCUUCCUUAAAGGGUUCCUCUAUUUUUAAGACAAGUAAUUCUUAAAAGAUAAAUGUUAGUAUGAGUUAUAAUAAUUUGAUAUUAAAACUAGAGCUGAAACGAAUACUCGAGUAACUCGAGUUUAAAAACUGAUCUGAGUAAUUUUAUUCACCUCGAGUAAUCGUUUAUUUUGACAGCUCUAAGCAUCACGUUUUGCUCGGACUACUUUUAAUGCAGGACGACGCGCUGAUGUCACAUAUGUAGAGGAAGAAGGAAAAAAAAAAAGAAAAAAAAAAAAAACUAAACUUACUGCAGCUAACAGCCGCUACAAACGACACCGAUGUUGCUAAAUACUAGCCCGCACGAUGCUACGUUGGUAGCAGGUAGCGUCUGAUGCGUCUCAUAGAGAUUACAUGUAUGUUGAACUAGAUGCGCCAUGACAGACUCGGCCGCGUCUGGGCAGCGUUAGUAAACAGCAGCCAUCUUAAAGCAGUAGAGCGCUAAGCGCUAAUAAAGAGCGCUAAGCGCUAAUAAAUAAGAUUAACGUUACUCUCACUAGCUCACGUAACGUUAGCCCUGCGGAGGGCUAGGUUACUAUUGAUUAUGACCACUGUCGAUGCGUGGCUAACGUGCCUUACAUACAGGCUUUAACAUAACAUAGCGUUGUGGAGUGAUGAGGGUGUAAAAAAAAAACUUAAUAAUGCUAACUAUCAAUUUUAGCUCAGUAGUCAUUGCUGGAUAAAACUCCAAGUAGCACUGGUCCCUAAUGUGCUCCAAUACAGCCUGUAUCAUACAUUUAUUUUGAACACUGCAAAAACUCAAAAUCCUAUCAGGGCUUACAGUUUAGACUAACUUAAAACUUAACUAGAACUUAAAAAUGGGUUGACACAAAGAGAAAUUCAGUUGAAACACGUGGGGAAAAAUCCUAACUUUGAUGUGUGUUAUCAAGCGUAAUGGCAUGUUUAGGUAAGAUAUAUAUUAGGGCUGUCAAACGAUUAAAUUUUUUAAUCGAGUUAAUUACAGCUUAAAAAUUAAUUAAUCGCAAUUAAUCGCAAUUCAAACCAUCUAUAAAAUAUGCCAUAUUUUUCUGUAAAUUAUAUAUAUAUUCUGUAAAAUAAAUUGUUGGAAUGGAAAGAUAAGACACAAGAUGACACUGCCAACGGGAAAACCCAUUGGCAGUGUAUCAAAUACUUGUUCUCCCCACUGUACAUUCAACAUACGGUACAUAAGGACUGUAGUGGGCAUUUCACUCUACUGUCAUUUAAAUCUGUCUAUGCUGUCCUCACUCCGAAGCGUCUACUUUUUCCAAAGCUAGACAGCUAGUGAACGACGCCUUAAUAAUCAGACUUCUCCCUUUUUCAUCUGAUUUAUUAAUAAAAUUGUCCUCUUUAGACCGUCGUAAAACUACAACAAAAAAAAGUACACAAGCAUUGCAUUAGCAACAACGUUAGCUUAGCACGCUAUACAGGUUCACUAAACAUAAACAAAAAGCGUCUCAUACAAAAAAUAGAACAUUUCGCUUACUAACAUAAUAUGUCCAUUCUUUACAACAACCAUACUUACAGACAAAUCUUGUCCAAGGAUCAUAUAAGCACAACAUUACAACGUAGGCGUCAGCCCGAGACGUCGUGCAACCAUAUUGAACUGGCAAGAAAAAAAAUAAACCAUGUCGCAAAGCGACCACAAGAGUUCGCUGUUAGACAGCACAAAAAGCCUGCUGUAAAACUUACCAAAAGGCAGAAUACUGUCUGAGCGGGACAUGUGCGUAAAUUGCGUUAAAUAUUUUAACGUGAUUAAUUUAAAAAAUUAAUUACCGCGCGUUAACGCGAUAAUUUUGACAGCCCUAAUAUAUAUAUAUAAACUUGAACUUAAAAAUGGGUUGACACAAAUAGAAAUUCAAUUGAAACACGUGGGAAAAAAAUCCCAACUUUUAAGUGAUGUGUCUUUUUUUUUUUAAUUCUAGUUACAUUUGAGAUGCAAUUGUUGGCUGUUUUCAACAAUAUACAUCGAAAAUAAAGACAUUGAUUGACUGAAAAUGGUUCAAGAUAAGAUGAAAUGUCUUGUUUUCUCAUGUAUAUUUAUAAUUGCUCUUCACCUAAAAAUAUAUUUGUUUUAUCUGAUUACUCGAUUAAUCGAUAGAAUUUUCAGUCGAUUAUUCGAUUACUAAAAUAUUCGAUAGCUGCAGCCCUAAUUAAAACCCUUUUUAAUGUUUUGGUUUUAAUAAAGUUUGUAAAAUUCUUUUAAGUGAUAGGUCGCCAUUCUUGUUCCGGGCCCGUUGAUGAAAUUCCAGCGUGUCACUCGUUAGCUUUCCCAACAUGUCGUCAGUUCUACCCUUCCUAUUUGAACCAGAUCUGAAAAGUGAAGAGCAGGACAGCACUGACGGUCGUUCACAAGAUGAGCUUCAGGGAAAAAUGCGGGCAGCAAAUACCCGAUAAGACAAAAGUUGGGCAAAACUGGUGAUGCACUCGCUGCACGUGAGUCUCAAUGUCAACAGAGUGAGAGAGUGCUGUUGGGAACUCCGGUUGGGAGCGAGAGUGUAUAGAGGAGGUGGGACAUCCGGGCAUUUAAUGACGUCACCAGCCACAACAAAGCGUCGCCAUAUUGACAAUGGGGCAAAAGACGAGUCACAAGCAGUUGCGCUGUCGUGCAUUGUAAUACAAAUGCGUUUAACUUUCAUUUUAUUUGCGGUCUUUUUUCCAUCGGAAUGACUAAAAGUUGCUGUGUUGCGGGUUGUCACACAAGGAAGAGUUCGGAGCCGCAUCUGAAGUUCUUCAUUCUUCCACGUGAGAAGAAAAGGAGAAACAAAUGGCUGAGCGCAAUUAAUCGAGGAACAGUAAAAGAAGACGGUUCCGUGGACAUGUACCUAAUAAAGUGGCCGUCUACAUGGCGGCGUGUUGCGAAGAUGACGAGGAAGGUGAGGCAGUGGCGACAGUGGUGGCGGUGGUCACCGCUAUGGAGGAAGAAGAGGAAGAGGAAGGCACGGGUUGGGGUGCGGAGGUGACGACCGGCGCAGGAACGGAGACAGCGGUGACGGUCGUCGCCGGCAACGUAGACGACGACGCUGACGCGGUGUCGGUUUUGCUGCUGUGCGUGAUGAAGCGGAGGCGGAGCUUCAUGGCAGGACGGAGCGUCAUGAUGAUUUCCUCCACCUGCGUAAAAGCACGUGGGAAUGGGAGUUUGACAGAUUUUUGGCGCUAUUUAUAGGGUUUGAUGCUUUUUUUUUUUGUUACCUCUGUCUGUAGGUGAAAUCUGCAGAAGGCGGAGCUUAUUUGGUUCAGUAUGUCAGUGUGUUUGUGUUCAAGGUAUCUCAUGAAUCAAUAAAGGGAUUAUUAUCAAA
Molecule: messenger RNA, 8136 nt
Organism: Corythoichthys intestinalis (scribbled pipefish)
Lineage: Eukaryota; Metazoa; Chordata; Actinopteri; Syngnathiformes; Syngnathidae
Product: A-kinase anchor protein 7-like
Exons: 11
Coding region: 409-1659 (416 amino acids)
Cellular component (GO): cytosol
Molecular function (GO): protein kinase A regulatory subunit binding
Source: RefSeq, a predicted model, not a curated record